Messenger RNA from Quercus lobata, 1046 nucleotides. RefSeq lists its product as uncharacterized. Lineage: Eukaryota; Viridiplantae; Streptophyta; Magnoliopsida; Fagales; Fagaceae. The coding region runs from base 24 to 1046 and encodes 340 amino acids. The record is from RefSeq and is a predicted model, not a curated record. The transcript is spliced from 6 exons.
AUUUAUUUCGAAUUGGUGUGAUAAUGGAUUUUGAAAAAGUCAUCCUAGUUGUGACUUUGUGCUUGCUUUUGGCUAGCAGUUAUAGAGCGAGUGGAACACGAAUUUUAUCUGAUCUGGAGGAUUUAGCCUUGGAAAGUCAACUCAAGAGCAUCAACAAACUUCCUAUUAAGAGCAUUCAGACGGAGUUUGGGCAUAUUGUUGAUUGUAUUGAUAUCAACAAGCAACCGAGCUUUGACCAUCCUUUAUUGAAAGAUCAUAAGAUCCAGAGAAUACCUAAUUUUUUACGAGAAAAACCAAAGACUAGAGAUCUCUCUAAGGCUAGACCCUCAAUGAUUGGCUUAGCAAAAGGUGCUUGUCCGUCAGGAACUGUUCCAAUUUGCAGGACAACAAAAGAGGACCUCCUUGCAUCCAAGCUGUUGUUAAAUAAUAUUCAUCCGCAAGCAACAUCAUCUUUAAAUGGUUCCUAUAGUGCAUUUCUUCAAAUGGAAGAUAAAUAUUAUACUGGAAUAGAAGCAAACAUCACCGUAUAUAAUCCUCAAGUUAAGGAGGGACAAACAUAUGCCCAAGUAUAUGUACAGAAUGGUGUUAAUGAAGAUUAUUUUAAUUUAAUCGCGACAGGAUGGAUGGUGGGUCCUGCUAUAUACAAUGAUGGGGGUUCUCAUUUUUUUGCAGUUUACACAGACUUAAAUUACAAUUGGUGGUUAUCAUUUAGAAAUAAGGUUGUGGGAUAUUAUCCAGCUGAACUUCUUUUUAAUUUGAACAAGCCUCAAGGCAUUGGAUGGGGAGGGGUUGCGGUUGGCCCCCCCAAUGGAUAUAUACCACCUAUGGAAUCUGGAUCAUUUCCUGAUGGUAAUCCUCUACAUAGUUCUUUUACAAAUAUCAAAUAUAGAAAUCAACUAAACACGACCCUUGUACCUCAAUCACCCCAUUACCAACUCAUCAUUGACAACCCCAAGUGUUAUGACUUGAAAUAUGAUGGAUAUAAAAAUGAGGAGCUGGGAUUCACCUUUCAAAUUGGGGGCCCUGGUGGACCAUGUCCCGAUUAA